AUGGAGGGAGAGGUUGAGGAGGAUGAGGUCGUAGUGGUUGAGGCGAAGGAUAGUGACAAAUUAGAGACUGUGGUUGAUGUGGAGGAUGAGAACCCCAAGACGGAGAUCUCAGUGGCUGUCUCAGCCCUGGUUGGGGAGAGUCGCGGCUUCUCGGUUACAUACUUAGGCGGCACGCACCCCGAUCUCGGCGCUGCCGUGCAAGACUACGUAGAGCGUAGCCCGGCGUCUGGGGGAUACAAGUUAUGGCCAGCGGCCCCGCAGGUAUUGGAAGUACGCUGA
Messenger RNA from Pseudogymnoascus destructans, 279 nucleotides. RefSeq lists its product as uncharacterized. The coding region runs from base 1 to 279 and encodes 92 amino acids. The record is from RefSeq and is a predicted model, not a curated record. The transcript has a single exon. NCBI's taxonomy places the organism in Eukaryota, Fungi, Ascomycota, Leotiomycetes, Thelebolales, Thelebolaceae.